AUGGGAUAUAAAAUCAUUCCAUCAAGAAACAUACAAUCACGAGGAAUAUAUUCAUUCUAUUCAUUCUCAACAAAUAUCACAUCUUUAAGUUUCGGUCGCAACUACACUGUUCACGCAGCCACAAAUGAUGGAAAAAUUGAAAAAUUAAUAUUUACCCCCAAUCAAACUAUUGCUUUAAAGAGCGUCAAUCUUCUUAUUUUUGAUCCAUCUGAUGAUUAUUUCCAAUUGUCAAAGAUUAUUUUUGAUGAACCUGAGAAAGUGAAACCAUUUUCUGGAAAUUAUUCUAAAUUUUCUAAAUAUGUUUUAACACCUAUCUUACCAUCACCAACACCAAUAAGAACUCCAGAACAAACACCUUCUCAAGAGAAAAUUGUCACACCUCAAAUGACUGACAAAGAUAAUAAACACGACGAUGAUAAUGAUAAUAACGACGAAGGAGAUGAUCAGAAGUCCAAAUCAGGAAAAUUAAGUUCUGGUGCUAUUGCAGGAAUCAUUAUUGGCGUUCUCAUUAUCGCAGCGGUUUGCAUUGCAGCGAUCUUUAUCAUCAAGAAACGCCAAGCAUUAGAAGAAAAAUCGACAGAAGAUCAAGCUCAGUUUAUGAAUAUGAUUUAA
Trichomonas vaginalis G3 is the source of this 612-nucleotide messenger RNA. RefSeq lists its product as uncharacterized. The record is from RefSeq and is a predicted model, not a curated record. NCBI's taxonomy places the organism in Eukaryota, Parabasalia, Trichomonadida, Trichomonadidae. The coding region runs from base 1 to 612 and encodes 203 amino acids. The transcript has a single exon.